Molecule: messenger RNA, 542 nt
Organism: Chlamydomonas reinhardtii
Lineage: Eukaryota; Viridiplantae; Chlorophyta; Chlorophyceae; Chlamydomonadales; Chlamydomonadaceae
Exons: 1
Coding region: 63-227 (54 amino acids)
Molecular function (GO): DNA binding
Source: RefSeq, a predicted model, not a curated record
GGCAAUCGCAGCAGCAGUGAACACGCCAAUCUGGCGGAUACUGAUUACAAUCAAUUACAAACAUGUCUCUGCGCACUUGCAGCCACCAGCUGGCUGCCCUAGACGCGAAGGCGGUGAAGGCGUGGCUUCAGGACGCCAGCUGGAAGGGCAAGAAGCGCACCGCCGCCACCAAGGCCAAGAUGUCGGCGGCUAUGAAGGGCAACACCAACAGGAUGAAGAAACGUUAAACCAAGUUGCUGCUGUGCUGAACAAAGUAUUGAACGAAGACUGUACCUUACCGGGCGUUAGGCUGGGCGGCGCAAUGAAGGACUGGUACAUGUGCAGCACGCUGAAGGCGGUGCUUUGAUGGGACUUCUGAAUCGAAUGGCUUACUGGUGGUCUAACUUCAUAUCAUUAGUCUUACUAUAUUUAUCCGGUGACCAAGACCCGUGGACCAGCGCUAGCAGCGGGUUAGCUAGCCUGAGCAUGAGAAGACACCGUGGGAAGACACCUGCAAGUGAUCAAAGUGAGCUAUGGCUGGGUGUGCGUUAAAUGCAUAUGAA